AUGAUCUCGUUAGUCAAAAAGGCCAUUCGGUCACAGCGUAAUAAAACGCCAACAACGCCACCCGCACCAUCCAUGGAACUCCAAGAGACUCGGCCUGAGACGACAAACAAGCAACCACAAUGCAUUCACCGCGAUGGAUCUGAGCCCUCGAAUGAGCCAUGCCCAACUUGUGCUGCAGACAAGAAAGCCGCUACGAAAUACCGAUGGAAGAUCAUUCUUGGCCUGGUGGCACCCUUUGCCCUUCAGGCCCUCGAUUCAACAAUUAUCGCAAGCGCUCUACCUUGGAUUGCCGGUGAUUUUAAUGAAAUCUCACAACUGAACUGGAUUGUCUCAUCAUUCAACCUCACUUCGGCCGCCUUCAUCCCCUUCUGGGCACAGAUGGCCGAUGUCUUUGGCCGAAACGCCUCCCUCAACGCAGCCGUCAUCUUCAUGCUGAUCGGCAGCGCACUCUGCACAGGUGCCCCUACCAAUGCGUUCCCAGUUCUUCUACUUGGUCGAGGUUUCCAGGGUCUUGCAGCAGCAGGCCUGAAUGUUGUUGUUCGUACCAUUCUGGCCGACAAGGUCUCGCUACAGGAGAACGCCAGGAAUUGGGCCAUCUUUGCGCUUGUGGGUGGCAUCUCUUAUGCAAUUGGCCCUGUCAUUGGUGGAUAUCUUACCAACGCGGACUGGAGAUGGUGCUUUGCCAUUAACCUUCCUAUUGCCGUGGUGGCUCUUGUCAUCGUCUUCUUUAUCCUACGAAAAGAGCUUCUCGGUCCUCAGCCCAUCCCCGAGCUCAACGAAACCGCCGAAACCGGAAGGAGGACCAAGUUCAUUGCCAGGCUCAAGACGGUGGAUGUUGGUGGUCAGCUCCUGUUCAUCUUUGGCUUUGGCCUCAUCAUCCUCGCCAUGACUUGGGGUGGCGCAACCUACCCCUGGGGUUCAGCCGCUGUGAUUGUCCCUCUCGUUCUUGGAGUCAUCUGCACCGGUGUCUUUCUAUACUGGGAGUAUCUCUUGGCUCCUGGAAACACCAUGGCUGAGAAGCUUCCUUGGCAGCGGGCGAUGAUUCCCUGGGACUUGAUUUCUAACAGAGACAUUGGUCUUCUCUUCUACUGCGAGUGUGCCACAGGAAUGGGCAUGUACGCCGUGCUCUAUUUCUGCAACAUCUACUUCAUUGCUGUCAGGGGUUACGAGCCUGAUAAAGCUGGUGUGCAGCUUCUGUACUUUGUUCCUGGACUGGGAGCUGGUGUUUACAUCUGCUCUUUCAUGUGCAAUCGGUGGCCCCGCAUGACCUUUCCCUGCGUGUUCCUGGGAACUCUUGUGGAAGCGAUCGGUAUCGGCCUGCUUGGCUGGGCUAUUUGGGCCGAGAAGCUCAGCACCAUCUUUGGGAUGAUGGCUCUUGUCGGGUGUGGCAGUGGUAUGCGAUUCAUGGCCUCGCCACUUCAUGGAAUUGGUCUAUUCAAGAACCUCCGUGCUUCGGUCAUCGGCUUGAUGGCCGUUGCUGUUCCCUUUGGUGGCACUAUUGGGUUGACCAUCAUGUCGACUGUCUUCAACAACACUUCCGGUAUCGACUCGAGCAGCAGCGACUUUACCGAAGUUCAGUCAUCAUCCUCAUCCAGCGAGCUCAAGGGGCAGGCCAUUCACGAUGCCAAGAUGGGCGUUGUGUGGGCAUUCGUUGCUAUUACCCCGUUUGUCGCACUGGCAUUCCCCUUCGCAGCCUGUCUUGGCAAUGUCAAGCUUGGCCAGGGUCCUCCCAGCUCGGAGGGCCCAACAGACAUCGUGGUUCAAGGCUCUUAUCUUCUCAAGCUGCUUAGAGGUCAGGAGAAGUUUGGAGUUGAAAAGGCGGGAUAUAGACUCGAGAGUUCGCAUGGCAGGGGAUGGUCAGGAAGCACAGGCUCGGGAGAGCGGGGUGACCAGCAAGUCUAG
Molecule: messenger RNA, 1902 nt
Organism: Fusarium keratoplasticum
Lineage: Eukaryota; Fungi; Ascomycota; Sordariomycetes; Hypocreales; Nectriaceae
Product: MFS domain-containing protein
Exons: 7
Coding region: 1-1902 (633 amino acids)
Biological process (GO): transmembrane transport; basic amino acid transport
Cellular component (GO): fungal-type vacuole membrane
Molecular function (GO): basic amino acid transmembrane transporter activity
Source: RefSeq, a predicted model, not a curated record